AUGUGGUUAUUGAGCUUUUGCUGGGCUCUAGAAGUGAAACUUGUAAGGGGACCCAGGACAUCGACGAACACAACUGUUAUACACACCCUCCAGUGGCAGUCCUUCUACCUUUCCGGAGGCCAUGAAGAGUCAGGGGAUGAUAAACCUGUGGGAAACUCUGGCAGGCUAGGAAUGCAUUUACGCACGAACGGCAUGAGUGCCAAACAGGAUGUGCACCGUAUCCGUACUACGGUGGGUACGUACGGUGGAUACGGAUACGGGCCCGUACCGUGGCCACCUUCGACGACCCAAAAUACGGCCGUAUUCAUACGGUUAGAAUAUGGUCAUCGAGGGAGUGGCCAGGGAUGGUCUAAUACCAUCGAGAUAUUCGUCGUCACUGUAAAACUGUCCGUAUAUGGACAACGGUACGGAUGCGGUACGGAUUUGAAGUCAACCGUACCGUACCGUGAACAAGAAUUUUGA
Molecule: messenger RNA, 462 nt
Organism: Desarmillaria tabescens
Lineage: Eukaryota; Fungi; Basidiomycota; Agaricomycetes; Agaricales; Physalacriaceae
Exons: 5
Coding region: 1-462 (153 amino acids)
Source: RefSeq, a predicted model, not a curated record